Folsomia candida is the source of this 1404-nucleotide messenger RNA. Its product is annotated as zinc finger protein 195-like. The transcript is spliced from 4 exons. Gene Ontology annotation, cellular component: nucleus. NCBI's taxonomy places the organism in Eukaryota, Metazoa, Arthropoda, Collembola, Entomobryomorpha, Isotomidae. Gene Ontology annotation, biological process: regulation of transcription by RNA polymerase II. The record is from RefSeq and is a predicted model, not a curated record. Gene Ontology annotation, molecular function: DNA-binding transcription factor activity, RNA polymerase II-specific; RNA polymerase II transcription regulatory region sequence-specific DNA binding. The coding region runs from base 502 to 1056 and encodes 184 amino acids.
AUCUCUCCCUUCCUGUUUCAUUGCAGACUGUUCGAGGAGAAUGCCGAGCUGUUGGAUCUGAAUCCUGUCCGAUUUCCUUGCGCCCUUUGUGGAUGGCAGUCAAAAUGCAGAGCAGACCAUCUUCGUCAUGUGACCACACACACCGCAGAGGAACCCUAUGCGUGUCAAAUCUGUGGAGCCAGAUUUCGCCAGAGUACUUGCCUAAGGCGUCAUGAGCGGAUACACAAGAGGAAACCUGAGGAGGCGAAUGUCACCGUCAACUGUGAGAUUUGUGGAAAAACCAUAAAGAAUACUAGACAGAGAUAUCAUUUUCUCGCAUUCCACAAUGGUCGACCCAAGCAAAAAUGUGUUAUUUGCCAUCGAGAAUUUAUACGACCAUCAGAACUACGUCGACACAUUGAGAGUGUUCACAGUACGAAGGAACGGCCACGGUUUCCUUGUGGGUUUUCUGGUUGUGGGAAAACAUACCUGGACAAGAAGCAAGUAUUGAAUCAGUUUAGGAUGGAACACGUCCCAAAUCCUGUCCGAUUCAAGUGCACGUUUUGUAGAAAUGUUUUCAAGACCAGAAGUGAUCUUGAGCGUCAUAUUGGAACCCACACGACGGAAAGGCCUUAUCCCUGCCAAACCUGUGGGUCGAGAUGUACGUCACAUACCACUUUGAGGGCUCAUGAGCGUACCCACUUGGAGAGAUCGAUCAGGACAACUUUCAGAUGCCAAUUUUGUCCUAGUACCUUCUUGCACAACAGCACGAAGUGGAAACACGUCAAGGCUUCCCAUGAAAAUCGGCGCUAUCCCUGCAACAUCUGCGAUAAAGUGUACAUGGCGUCAAACGACUUGAAGCGUCACGUUAUAUCGAAACACUCAAACAUGUCCUCGCCUCCUAAUUCUUGUGGUAAGUGCGAAUACAAGAGUUGGAGCAAGCACGAGCUUACAGUUCAUGUGAGGCGGGUGCACGACGGGGUGAAGAAUUGUGAAUGCUACUUCUGUGGAAAGAGGUUCUUUAGAUUUGCACAAUUAGUUGAACACAGUCGUCGGAUUCAUACUCUGGAGAAAUAGGGAUGGAUUAAUUAGCUUGAGCGACUUGAUUAUUUAUUCAACUACUUAUGUAACUCUACGACAAGUAAUAAGUCCCACCUAAGGCAAUUUUUUGUUUCUACUUUAUUUUUAUUUUUGUAUCGGGUGAGUUAAUACAUAAAUAAUAAUACUAAAUUAUAAUACCCAAGUCAUUACAUACAUAAAUGCAGAAUUUUAUUAUCUCCACAGCUAUAAGUAAAUAUUUUUAUUUCCUAAAUAUGUAAAUCAGAGUAGGGAAUUAUGUAAGUUAAGUUUUAAUUAGACAAAACGAAAUUAAUACUAGUGGCUAAAUAGGUUUUCUAUAAAAACUGAUGAAUUCCAUUUAAAUCC